UUCAACUUUUGUAGUAUAAAAUAUUUUUUCAAACAGAAUUCAUUAAAAUAUUCUAAAACUAUGAUAUGCUGUAUUUUCAUAGGUCGUAGCUAUCUAUUUGUAUUCAUCUAUAUAUUAUUGCUAUGCGUGGAAAGUAUUAUCACAAAAGAUACCAUUUCUUCGUUUGUUAUCCCAAGUAAAGAAGCCAAUCACAAUAAUAAAAUACAUUUUAAUGAUCAAAAAAAAAGGAAAAUAGAAUCAAACAUAGUUAAACAUGUAACAAAAAAAAAUUUUAUUUUGAAUUUGCCUAACCGAUGUAUGGAAAAUAAAUUAAAAUCAUCUAAAAAAAUUCAAAAUCAAAUCAAAGUAAAAAAAAGGGAGUCAGAAUAUUUUAAAACUGAACAGGUGCCUGCGAAGUCGGUUUGGGAUUUUGGCGGCACUUGGUCGUCAAAACUGGCAGGCGUCCGGUUCGUCGUGGACACGCACAGCACAGUGGGCAUAGACAAUAGUAUACCCGUCAAGGUAUUAGACAUGCCGGCUGGCACGAAAUCAAACGGUUUCCUCAACAAGGAUUGGAUGGUCAAGGCCAGUGCGCAGUACAGCCGUCUCGGGCCGGUCUCGUUGUCUGCUAUAAACAGAGCGGACAGGAACGUCGCCGUGUUUAUCGGAUUUGUAAACUCUCAAAACAAUAAAGAUUUUGUUACUGGUAUGUGGUCUAUGGGAAGAAACUGUAAAGAUAAUUUGGAGACUCAUCAGUCAGUGUUUAACAUACCGGAUGUUCUGUUUAAAGACAGCAAUGAACAAGGUGAUUAAAAAUUGAAACAAUAUGUUAUUUUGUUAGUUCCUGUGACAUAACUUAAUAAGUGUCAGUUUUUAUAAAUACAAUCUUGAGGUGUUUUCAUUUAAAUAAUUAUAUACUUUUUCCGGAAAUGUAGAAACGUGAAAUAUUAAAUAGUUUUAUUACUUUUUUUUAAUGUAUGAUGUAAUCGUUAUUAACUAUGAUGAAAACAUUAUUUAAUUUAAUAAUUUUGCAUUAUUACCG
This is a messenger RNA of Aphis gossypii (cotton aphid), 1021 nucleotides long. RefSeq lists its product as uncharacterized. NCBI's taxonomy places the organism in Eukaryota, Metazoa, Arthropoda, Insecta, Hemiptera, Aphididae. The coding region runs from base 61 to 792 and encodes 243 amino acids. The record is from RefSeq and is a predicted model, not a curated record. The transcript is spliced from 4 exons.